Molecule: messenger RNA, 1788 nt
Organism: Linepithema humile (Argentine ant)
Lineage: Eukaryota; Metazoa; Arthropoda; Insecta; Hymenoptera; Formicidae
Gene: Pbp45
Product: proximal sequence element A Pbp45
Biological process (GO): snRNA transcription by RNA polymerase III; snRNA transcription by RNA polymerase II
Cellular component (GO): snRNA-activating protein complex
Molecular function (GO): sequence-specific DNA binding
Source: RefSeq, a predicted model, not a curated record
GGUGCGCACGCGCGACUUAACGAUUGUAUUCGACAGCUAGAAAACCAUCAUCUAAUCGUGCUUCGUAAUUUUUGAAAAUCAGUUAACCAUGUCUUUCGAUUCACAAAAAAAGAAAAAGAAAAAAGAAAUAGAAAAGCUUUUGAUGCAGGCUUUUCAAAUUGACUGCCAAACACUAAUAACUCGUUUUGAAUUGUCAUACAACAUUCAUUUUCAAAACUUUUGUGAUAUCUGGAAGGAUAUGCAUUUCACAUUGGUUUUCACCUAUCAUCCUACAGAAACGGCUUUAACGGAAUUUUGCCAAAAUGCUCUUGGUAUAGCAAAGCAAUUUCUAGUGAAUGCAUCUAGUUUAAAGGAACGUGUUGGGGCCUUGUAUCUCUUGUAUGCUGUAUAUUACAAAAUACCAGUGAAUGAGUUAAAAAUCAGGAUGACCAUAUCAGAUUGGAAACAUUUAAUGGACUUACACACAAAGAUUAAAGAAGAAGCACUCUUAGAUGCUAAUUACAUUUUGUGCAAAUUGAUUGUCAAUCGUGCAUUUGUACACUGUGUAAAUGACAAUGAGUUUGGCAUUGAGAAAUAUUUCGCUACGAAGCAGGAAAAACCCAAGUUGGAUGUUGGUAAUUUGAUGCCAGAAAUUAAAGAUCUGGCGGCGCCGGGAAAACUUUUGUCAACAAUCAACAAACUGAGCGAAGUCUAUGAAACGAAAAAACGCAUUGUGUUCGGCGCAGACGAACAGUCUGGUUUGCAGCUGUAUGAUGUUAAGACAGCGAACAAUAUUAUCAAGGAUAUUCGCAACAUGCAGUCGGACGGUAGGAUAUUUCUUAAACCUGUUGCGGGGCAAGCGAGUAGCAGUAAGGCGUUAACAUCAGGAUCGAUCGGCGAAACCAACCAGAAAGAUCACAAACGGAAGCGACUUCGCAAGGAUCAAAUUCUGGCCAAAAUAGGCCGAGCAUUCGAAGAUGGAUUACAUUCCGAAUCAGAAGACUCGUCAGAAGAGCAGGAUGAAUUGGCGGAUCUUCUGGUGGACGAGACAACACUUACUUUUUGAGAAAGGUUUAGAAAACGAUUCAAGAAUUGGUUCAAGUAUUGGGAGGAAAAAGAACGUUGCUUCAAAUACAAGCAGAGGAGAGAAAACUUAGAAAUUAAACUUUUUUAGACUUUUUUAAUUCGUAAUUUAGCGAAAUAAAGUUCCGCCAAUCUACAUUUUGUCAAGUUUUGUUUACAGUUGUGUAAAAAUAGAUUUUAUAAGGCCGAAUAAAAUGAAAGAUGUUCAAAAAAAAUAUUCAUUCAAAUCUGAAGAUGUAAGAUUUCACGAUUAAAUCAUUUCUUGAAAUAUUUCGCUUAGAGCAAUAUAUUGGACGGACAAGGUAAUUCAAAUAAAUCACUAAACUUUAGCAAUAAAUAAUUUAAGUAAAUUUCUAAGUGUGCGUGUAAAAGCACGGACACAAUGAACGGAUUCAGUAGUGCUUUCUUAAGAACUCGAAGAGAAAGUCACAAAAUUUCAAUUUUUCCAACAUUAUUUAUUCCUACACGAAUUCUUAAUAUCAGAUAAACCAUUGCUUUGAACUGAACUUUCUUGAGUUUAUACAAAUAUUGAUAAAUACUGAAUUCUUUCUUUCUGUCGUGCAAAUUUUAAAAAAGUUUAGCCCACCGUAGAAGGGAGAAGAGAUUCUCGAAUCACUUUGGAAAUUACACAAAAUCACGUACCCGUAAAAGUUUAGAAAAUCUCAAAAUAUAAUGUUCGGCCUUUAAAUGUGAAGCCGAAAUUAUGUUUCGCAUAAUUUAAUGACA